CCGCCGUCAUGAACACCGCCGCUGCCGCCGCAGAAGACACGACCAAGCCCCGAUCCGCCGUGCCAACACACAUGAUGAACGGAGACCCGCCGCUGCGCCUGGCAAUGGAGGCGCGCGAUAAGAAGGAGCGGGAGAACCUGUUCAACGCCAUCGAGACGUCGAAUCGAGGGCGCCAAGUGGUAAACUUCGACGGGCCGACUGGCUAUUUCCCCGCAAAGGCUUUUGCAGCGAGCACUGCCAACGGCAGCGAGCCCAACGGACAUGAGAUGAGCAACGGGCACGCGGAAAACGGAAUCCACGACGAGGGCGCCGCGGCCGUCGUCCAGACGCCGCUGGCUACGAGCCGCGCACACAGCCCCUACACGCAGCACCCCACAAUCGACUUUGACGGGCUUAGCUGGCCCAGCAAGGGCACACGGCAACGGAAGGAAGCCACCGACGAGGAGAAGGCGGAGAAUCUGAAGAAGCUGUCGGGUGCUGUGCGUACCAUGCUCGAGUGUCUGGGGGAAGACCCUGACCGCGAGGGUCUGCUGGAUACGCCGGAACGAUACGCAAAAGCCCUCCUGUUCUUUACAAAGGGCUACGAAGAGAACCUGCGCGACAUUGUCAAUGGCGCCGUUUUCCACGAAGACCACGACGAGCUGGUCAUUGUGCGGGACAUUGAGAUCUUCUCGCUGUGCGAACACCAUUUGGUGCCUUUUAUGGGAAAAAUGCACAUUGGCUACAUACCCAACCGCCGCGUAAUCGGUCUCUCCAAGCUUGCCCGCAUCGCCGAGAUGUUCGCCCGCCGCCUCCAGGUACAAGAGCGUCUUACCAAGCAGGUCGCCCUUGCUCUAUCCGAAAUGCUUCAGCCACAAGGUGUGGCUGUGGUGGUGGAAUCAAGCCACCUGUGCAUGGUGAUGCGCGGUGUCCAAAAGACCGGCUCAACAACAACAACGAGCUGUAUGCUUGGCUGCAUGCGCUCGAGGGACAAGACGCGCCAGGAGUUUCUCAAUCUUAUAAACAGGGGGUAGGUGGCGGUGCCAGUACCACGCAGCGACGAACAAAUUCAUCAUUGGCGUUGGGUUGCGUUCGAUUUCUUCAUCAGGCGUCUAGGUUUGGGGCGAGGAGUUCAUCACUCUCACUGGAUCGGGGAAAAUUGCGUUCCUACAUGUACAUAUACAUGCAUAAGCAGACGCACGCGGCCAUUCAACAGGCUUUUCCUUCGUUUCUUCUUUGCUUUUUUUAUCAUACAUAGUACAUACAUGCAGGUACUUUGCAUGCAUGCUCGGUAACGGCAUCAUGCUUAGAUAGGAAGCAGUUCCGCCUAUCCAAAAUGGACAGGAAGCGCACGUGAUGAGGACAUGGACAAAGAUGCUUAGACCGUGUCAAAAUAGAAU
Molecule: messenger RNA, 1379 nt
Organism: Exserohilum turcica Et28A
Lineage: Eukaryota; Fungi; Ascomycota; Dothideomycetes; Pleosporales; Pleosporaceae
Exons: 2
Coding region: 9-1013 (334 amino acids)
Biological process (GO): tetrahydrofolate biosynthetic process; tetrahydrobiopterin biosynthetic process
Cellular component (GO): cytoplasm
Molecular function (GO): GTP cyclohydrolase I activity; GTP binding; zinc ion binding
Source: RefSeq, a predicted model, not a curated record